ACGCCAAGCAGAGGAGUUGGUGAAAUUAUUACGGCUACCUUUCUUGAGGUGCGCUGGACCAAGAAUCCCACAUCGCAAUAUUUGUUUGUUGAUGAAGUGAUUUUCAGAGGGACAUGCAGGCCAUCGUGAUAAUCAUCGUUUGACAACCGCUCUUUAUUGUUCUCGUGCACGCAUACAAGAGGAAGCUUUGUUUCUGAAGAAAAGUCUUGUUCUCUGUCGCCACAAACCGUCCCCCCAAACUUACUACACAUUUAAUCCUUGAACCUGUCGCUUUAAGGCUAAACAAACACUUUUGACUUCUACCGCCAUGGCAUCACCAGAAGCUGAGGCUCUGCUCGAAGACUUCCGAGAAGCGCUUGAAGGAUUACAGAUUAAUAGUCGAUAUGAAAUCCAGAACUUGACUCAGAUAGCCAGAGAAAGUACAGAGCACGCCCUGGACAUCUCACAGGCUCUGCAAGACCAUAUCAAGAAGGCCGCACCACAUAAGAAACUUCCAGCGCUAUACGUGCUGGAUUCAAUAUCCAAGAAUGUUGGCACUCCAUACACGUUGUUCUUCGCCAAAAGGCUCUACACAACCUUUUGGGAGUCAUAUGCUGUGGCCGAUGGGCCCACACGCCGUAAAAUGCACGAGAUGUUUAAGACAUGGAAGGAACCCAUACCUGGCUCCAUUGACAGACGGCCUGUGUUUCCACCUGAAGUUACGCAGCCCAUCGAAAAUGCUCUGAUCAGGGCGACGGCGUCAGGCAAUGAGCAAGUGAGAAGACUUGCUCAUGGACAAGGUCGGCCGGCGCCUCAACAAGGAGUCCCCUACCGAGAUACUUCGACACCACCAGCCGUGCGCCCUUCUACUCAGAUGAACGGUUAUCCUGGAAACCCGACACCUAUACCGAUCAUGAAUGGAUCACCUUAUGGCCUACCAGCACAACCGGCUCCUGCUCAAUACCCCUAUCAGAACCAACACAUCCCUUCCACAUCUACACCGCAGCCACCGUCAACUGUGAGUGCCUUUCAGCCGCCAUCGUAUGGAGGUUAUGGCAUCCAGCCGCAACCCCUGAUCAGUGUAGAUGCUCUGAAAGAUGACAUACAAAACCUCAUAUCCGCUUUCAGGGCUGAAUUUGCACGGAACCCUGGAGAUCCUAGUAUACAGACUAAGCUCAAGGCGCUCUUGGAUUUGCAAGGCAUACUUCAAGCACAUAACCUGCCACAAGAGCAGUUAAUGGCUAUAAAGAAUCAAAUUGCUGGCCUCGCCGUGACAGUAAGGGCUACACCUGCCCAAACUCCUACUCCUGUACCUGUACCACAAUCUGUAGCAGUAGCCCCUCCCCCUGCACCAGCCCCAGUGUCUAUAGAUUCUCUUCUAGGGUCAGGCGCUCUGGCUGCGCUGUUGGCGCGGAGUUCUGCCACACCUCAAGUCCCUACGCCGCAACCGCCUCCUGCGGCGGUUGUCAUCAGGUCGCCGCCCACCCGGCACGUCGAGCCACAACCACCCGUUGUUGCCACGACACCUAAUCCCAUGGCACUAAUGGAGAUGCUACGAAAAGCCGGCGUGCUCCCAGCGGCAAUGCCUGCAAGUAACGCGACACCGGUGCCCAACAUAAAACCAAGCUUGCCACUAUCUUUUCCACCCCCUAUUCCUACUGGGCCUCCGUCAUUGGAGAACUUGACAAGAGACAUAGAUUUGAAGCCCUCGUCACUAAAGCAGCACCGACCCCAUUUGGUUCCGCUCAUGUUUGAGGCACUUGGCUCCCAGUGCACACAUUGCGGGAGGCGAUUCACUCCGGACGAAGAAGGCAAGAAGAAGAAAACAGCACAUAUGGAUUGGCACUUUAGAGUCAAUCAACGGAUAGCUGAUGCUGAAAAGAGUGGACAGCACAGGAGCUGGUUUGUCGAUGAAGCAGACUGGAUCAACAGCCGGGAGACUAUUGACGAAGAUCGCGCCACCAAUAUUGACUCCAGCAGCGCGCAGAAUGCAUCUUCAAAGGCCCCCAAAAUGCAGUACAUCCCCGUUCCUAGUGAUCCAGCUCUGAAGAAUAGUAUCUGCCCCAUCUGUCAAGAAAACUUCAAGCAGAUCUAUCUCGACGAUGCUGGGGAUUGGGUGUGGGAAGACGCUAUACAAGUUGAAGGGCGGAUUUACCAUGCCAGUUGCCACCAGGAAGUGACCGGCGGUCUUGCACAGACUGCAACUGUUUAUCGGAGUACCCCCGAGCCGGUGCUCGGCAAGAGGAAAGCUGAAGAUGAACUAGCAGGUCUACGUGGAAAAAUGAAGUUGGAAGCUGCUUGAAAGGAUAGAUGGAUGCCUUGAGCUUGGAAACCAGGUCUAAAUAAACUAUGGGAGAGCGAGAUAGAAGAUUUAUCUGGUUCAACACGGCUGGAGGCUAAUUGCAUGAGGACUAUCCAGUUU
Truncatella angustata is the source of this 2401-nucleotide messenger RNA. RefSeq lists its product as uncharacterized. Gene Ontology annotation, molecular function: mRNA binding; RNA polymerase II complex binding. The coding region runs from base 308 to 2281 and encodes 657 amino acids. Lineage: Eukaryota; Fungi; Ascomycota; Sordariomycetes; Amphisphaeriales; Sporocadaceae. The record is from RefSeq and is a predicted model, not a curated record. The transcript has 6 exons. Gene Ontology annotation, biological process: termination of RNA polymerase II transcription. Gene Ontology annotation, cellular component: cytoplasm; mRNA cleavage factor complex.